AUGGCAGAUUUCCAGCACAACAGCUGCACUAACUUCUUGUGCACCCAAAAGGGAAUACUUCUGUUUGCUGAGAUUAUAUUGUGCCUUGUGAUUCUGACCCUCUACAGUGCCUCAACAUCAGGCUAUAUCUCUCUGUCGCUGAUUGAAUUGAUCCUAGCUAUCAUCUUCUUUAUCGUCUACACAUGUGACCUGCACACCAAGAUACAAUUCAUUCACUGGUCUUGGACUGAUUUCCUCCGAUCCCUCAUAGCGGCCAUCAUCUACCUGAUCACCUCCAUUGUUUUACUUGUUGAGAGAGGAUAUCGCUCCAGAAUCGUUGCAGGGAUACUCGGCCUAAUCGCCACGGCCCUUUUUGGCUAUGAUGCCUCUAUUACUUGCCCGAUGCGACAAUAA
Messenger RNA from Budorcas taxicolor (takin), 393 nucleotides. Its product is annotated as proteolipid protein 2-like. NCBI's taxonomy places the organism in Eukaryota, Metazoa, Chordata, Mammalia, Artiodactyla, Bovidae. Bases 1 to 393 code for a protein of 130 amino acids. The transcript has a single exon. Gene Ontology annotation, cellular component: membrane. The record is from RefSeq and is a predicted model, not a curated record.